Messenger RNA from Aegilops tauschii subsp. strangulata, 594 nucleotides. RefSeq names its product protein LURP-one-related 15-like. Lineage: Eukaryota; Viridiplantae; Streptophyta; Magnoliopsida; Poales; Poaceae. The record is from RefSeq and is a predicted model, not a curated record.
AUGGCACCGGGGACAGAACCGGUGGUGGACGCCCGGUUCUGCGCGCCGCACGCGACGGCGUUCACCGUGACCAUCACCAACGGCUGGACUUGGCGCGACUUCACCGUCACCGACGACGCCCGCGAUGCGGUGGUGAUGCGGGUGAAGGCGGCGAUGCUGAGCUUCCGCAGCCGCUUCAGCCUCGUCGACGCCGUGUCGCGCCGCACGGUGGUCACCGUGCAGCGGCGCGCGCCGUCCCUGUUCAUGCCCGACGACCGGAGGUGGGAGGCGUUCAAGGGGGCCAGCACGAGCCCGGAGGAUCUGCUCUUGGAAGCCGUGGCGCAGCCCGCGCUGUUCAGCUGGGGCGAGGUCGACGUGCACCUCGCCGGCCGCGACCCCGGCGAGAGGCUCAGGCGGCGCGAGUUCGUUGUCGUCUGCCGCGGGCCAGAGUGCACCGUCCGCCGUCGCGGCUCCGCCGCUGCCGUUGCUAAGAUCGAGCACGCGUCGGAACAGCCCCUGGAGUAUAGCGUUAGUGUCAGCCCAGGCGUCGACCAUGCUUUCAUCCUGGCGCUCACCGUGAUUCUGGACGAGAUACGUCUCGAUGAAACUAGUUGA